AUGGAAUUAUCUACAAUCGCGGGGAGGCCUUCUUACGUAUAUCUCGGACGUUCGAUGAACAUGGAGAACGAUCUGAAAGAAGAUCUAACAAGAGGCGAAGAGCAGCUUGGGGCCGCCUUCGACCCUAAAUUCAGAUAUGAGAUCAACGUCCCGUCUCGCGAUACAGCGGUCUACGUCUCUAAGGCUAAACAUCGAUUGGCUGGUCAAAUAAUGAGAAGAGCAGACGACAGAUGGACACUAACAACUCUGGAAUGGAUCCCUUGUGAAGCAAAACGUUCUCGAGGGGCCACCGACCAGAUGGGCUGA
Strongylus vulgaris is the source of this 306-nucleotide messenger RNA. The record is from the annotation of a GenBank genome assembly. Lineage: Eukaryota; Metazoa; Nematoda; Chromadorea; Rhabditida; Strongylidae.